Molecule: messenger RNA, 984 nt
Organism: Penicillium odoratum
Lineage: Eukaryota; Fungi; Ascomycota; Eurotiomycetes; Eurotiales; Aspergillaceae
Product: quinone oxidoreductase family protein
Exons: 1
Coding region: 1-984 (327 amino acids)
Molecular function (GO): oxidoreductase activity
Source: RefSeq, a predicted model, not a curated record
AUGAAAGCACUUCAAUUAACUCGUGCCACCGUGAAUGCACCUCCGACAGUCGCAAAGGCACUUCUACCCAUCCCGAGCCUGAAACCAGGUUACGCAUUGGUUCAAAUACACUAUGCCUCAAUCCAACCCUCUGAUCGACUGAACUCCCAAGGUGGUUUCCCAUAUACCACAUUCCCUCGGGUUCCAGGUCGCGACUACUCAGGCGUGGUAGUCGAUGUCGCAGACGCCAACGCCGAAUCCUGGAUAGGCAAAAGCGUCUACGGAACUAGUGGAUCAACUCUAGGAUUCAGCGUCGAUGGAACGCACGCACAAUACUGCUUGAUACCGCAAGCUGCACUUGUCGAAAAACCCACCUCUCUAUCACACCUCCAAGCCGCCACCGUUGGUGUUCCCUUUACAACUGCAUUUAUGUGUCUUAGCCGUGCACAGGUAAAUGCAAAUGACACCGUGCUCGUACUGGGCUCAAAUGGAGCCGUCGGGUCUGCAGCCGUGCAAAUGGCUCGAGUAAUGGGAGCCAAGCGGGUAUUCACGGCAGCGAGACGAGAUCACUCGAACACUGAUAUUGUCUUGGCUACCGAGGACAUUGCUUUUGUGCUCAAAAACAGAAUCGCGAGUCUUACCAAUGGAAAGGGGGUGGAUGUGAUUGUCGACACUGUGGGAGAUCUAGCGUUGAUGUCGGCGGCAAUGGCACAAUUGGCAAUUAAUGGGCGCUAUGCAUGGAUUUCAGCUCCUAAAGGAGAUGUUGACAAAAGUAUUUCACUGAAUGUAUUCCAAACAUACCGCAAGGGAUUAUCGCUUCUUGGAUGCAAUUCUCUCAUACCCUCCGUGGAAGAGAUGGCGGAGCAACUACGGUCUAUCAAUGACUGGAUUGACCAAGGACUAUUGAGGGCACAGGAUGAGAAGGAGUUUGAGAUGGUCACGUUGGAUGAUGCUGUUGAAAAGGGAUAUGGUAAGACGGGAAAAGUUGUUAUUGGCAUGUCAUGA